UCCCGCAGAACACUUGACAACAAAAACCACGUGUGGAGUACAACGUUCGCAGUUUUCUUGAACUUUAACCCCGUAAGCCGCGUCUAAUUUCGCCGCGAGGACCAUCCAUCAUUAGAGGAUGACCUCAGUCUGCUAAUGACCAGCCGGGUUGGCCCAUGACUCACGGGGUUGACUGACAGGACAACCCGGGGGGAUGAGUACACCUGGGACAGCAAGAUUCGGGCAUGGAAAAGUGGACCCGUAUGGGUUUGAGAGAAAGGAGGAGUUUGACUUUGAUGCCUACGAGAAGUUCAUGUCCACCUACCUGUCUGUUCUGACCAGGAGGGCACUCAGGUGGAAGGACACCUACGAUGGUAAAACAAAGCUGCCCAGGUCCAGGAAAUUGAAAAGAUUUUGUAGGAAGGGCAUACCUGGAGAUAUACGACCUGAGGUGUGGAUGCAGAUUAGUCUGGCAGCAAAACGCAUGUCUGAAGACCCGCAGAGGUACGCCACCCUGAGGAGCCAGAUGACCGACCCGUCAGUGUCCGACACCAUUGUCUUAGAUCUGCACAGGACAUUCCCUGAAAAUGUUUACUUCAGUGAGCUGACAGACCCAGGAUCUUUACGCAGACCCCUACAGAAUGUUCUGGAGGCCAUUUCUCUGAGUAUACCACACAUUGGAUAUUGCCAGGGUAUGAACUUCAUUGCUGGGCUGUUGCUCUUAGUGGUGAAAACAGAAGAAAAAGCUUUUUGGUUGAUGGACACACUCAUACAGAACAUUCUACCAGACUUCUAUGCACCAAACAUGAUAGCUAUCAAAGCUGAGCAAGAUCUGCUUGGAGAGGUUGUCAGGUGGAAGUUGCCAGACCUACAUGCACACCUUGAAGGGCUGGGGGUGCAGUGGUGUCUGAUUGGCAUGAAGUGGUUCAUCUGCCUGUUUGCAGACGUCAUGCCUGUUGAGACGGUGUUAAGAAUUUGGGACUGCCUGUUCAUGGAGGGGUCAAAGAUUCUGCUGCGUGUGGCCUUGACCUUGAUAACCUUGAACAAGGACCGUCUGAUGCAGUGCACCAACUUCCCUCAGGCCGUGGACGUGUUCAAGGACAUUGUGAAGGACCCCAUCACCCUAGACUGUCAUAAUUUCAUGAAGAGUAUUUUCACUGUGACUGGGUCUAUGCCCAGGUCUAAGAUAAUCUCUAUGAGGGAGAAGUGUGUUCGACAGAAUCUGAAACAGUAACAGACUCAUGCGUGUGUGUCAUCAAGUCAAUAUCAAGUUUUUCAUCAAGCAAAUAUCAAGUCUAUCAUCAAUUACAUCAUCAAGUUGAUCAUAACGACUUUAUCAAGUUAUUAUCAAGUGAAUCAUCAAAUCCAUAUCAAUUUUACUAUCAAGUCCAUAUUAAUGUUAUAAAUUAUAUUGUCAAAUGUAUAUGAAGCUUCUCAUAAAGUGAAUUAUCAGGUCCUUGGUCAAAUCUAUCAUUAUUGUUAUAUCAUUACAAUAAUCAUCAAGCAUAUCAACUCAAUCAAUCCAUUUUUAAGCCAGUCAUCGUCUAGCAGGUUGAAUAUCAAGACUAUUGUUACAACUGUCUUUUAAAUAGAUUAAUGAUCAUUAGUCUUUUAGGAACCAUUUUUAGAAUCUUCAAUUGUUUUAUUAAGUAAUUAAUAUAUUUUUCAUCAAAUAUACAUUUUUUAAAAUGUGGUAUGAAUCUAAUGUUAUUGAGAAGCCUGGGUGACAUGGAUGAAUUAAUAUAUUAUGAUAUAUAGCUUUUAAUCCUUCCACAGCAUUAGGGUAUUCAUUGAUUAAUUAUAUGUGCUCAAUGACCACAUAUUUACGUGGUCUUUUUAUGUACGUCAUGGUCCAUGCUUUAAUUAUUUUGAUUUAAAACUUAGUUAGAUUCCAGAAAACUCUUGGGCUAAUAAUAGCUUGCUAUCUAACACUUGUUACCUUUUCGUGUUAUAGACCUAGCAGUGAAAAAUGUUUCUCUUUUAAACUGUUUGAGCAGUGGUAAAAAUUGUUUGUUUUUUUUACAAAUUUUAUGAAACAGAUCCAGCAGUAUAAACAUUAAACUGUACUACUGCUCUGUGUUACAACAUAAAAGUUAUUCUAGUGCUGUUGUUUUAUUAUGUGAACAUAUUUGUAAUGUGCAAUAAAAAAAAAGUUGUAAACAAUUAAAAUGAACAAAUAUUUAAGUUAAUUAAUUUAAAUUGAGGCUAUGAACUUAAUUAUUUUUUUCUCAUAGUAUUGAAGGUGUGAAUAGAAUUUUGCAUUUGUAGAUUCACUUGUUAUCAAACAGGCCAAAUUAAACAAAAUCUUUGCAAUAAAAAUUGUAAAAUUAUAAUUGAUUUUCAAAGUAUGUAAAAAAUUAUUUGAAAAAAUGUGCAAUAAUUUUUCAUUCAUUCAUUGGUUGUUGUAUUGGUGAUUAUAUUUUUAUUGUUUAUUCUUGCUUUCUAAAAAUGACUGUCCAUUGGCCAGAAAAAUAUUUUUUUAAAUGAACCUUUUUUAUUUUUGCAUGACUAAUGAUUAAAUGAACCUUUUUAUUUGUGUUACUAAUGUUUUAAAUUAACAAUUUUAUUCGUAUGACUAAUGUUUUCUGUGUUUUUAUACAAAGGUUCAUUUUUUCAGUUGCAUACAUUCCUCAAGUCUAGCUCAAUAUGUGUCUGUUGCUGUUUCCUAUUGGGCUGUUAGUAAUGGUAUACAAGUGUGACUCUCCAUGACAGUGUACUUUGUUUGCAUCCAUGUUUAUGUAUAUUUUUUAUUAGCAUCUGUGCUCAUGUUAGUAAUACAGUUUUAAAUCACUUUUAACACUGAUUUGGAGGGUAAACAUUGAUUUGGACUAAUAGUCCUAUUGAAAUAAUAGUUUCACUGUUGACUUAAUGCUGAGUGUAAUUCUGAAAAAAAAAUUUAAUUACCUUUGGCAUCUUUGCACUUCGGAUAUCAGUUUGCUACUGUUAAAAGACAAUUGAAAUACACUUUAGUUUGAUUUCUUUUUUAAAUCUCCGUCACAAAUAUAAACAUUUAUAAAGAUUUAAAAAUUAAUAUAAUCUCAAAAUUAUUGUUUUAAUUUUUUUUUUUUACGCUAGCUUAAAAUUUCUUUAAAUGCCAAGCAAGUCCAUUUGAUUGCAGGCAAACACAUGCCAUUGAGAUAGAUGGUCACCACAGUCUAAUACAUGAAAUUUUUACAGGAGAACCUUUUUCCAAUGUUUAAAGUAACACUGGUUUAUCUCUUGUUCAUGACAGUAAUUCUUUCUGCAAUGUUAAUACAGUGAAUUAGUAAGGGGAGAUGAAUUGGGUGAAUGUUAUUUGUACUUUGUACCCUGUCCCGUUCGUCUCUGUUCAAUCCUCCUUUGAGUUGUGACAGUCCAGUUUGUACCUGUUUUCUGUAAGGAUAUAAGGUGUGUGUGAUUGACUCAGCCUCAGUCUAGUCCAGUUCUUCCACUAGGUUAGUGAAGGUUAGUUCUGUACUGUUAGACAGCCACUGUAUCUUAGCUUGUGUACUAGCUUGUGUAUUUAUAUUUAGAAUAGUUUGCCUUGUGUAGAUAGUAUUAAACUCAUUUAGUUUUAACGAGCUGUCAUUUCAUUUAGUCUUGUUUUGUAACCAGCUUGUGGUUGUUAGUCUUAUAUGUUGUGCUAUGCACUGGAUCACUCGUAAACAUGUAUCCGUAUGUUACCAACAGUUAAAAACAUAUAAUUAGGCACAGAUCAAAUUAUAAUUACACAAAGCCUCAGGAAAAAAUAUUCUACAAUGAAUUCAGGGCAUGUUUAGUGGCACAUAUCUAAUAAUCAUAUCCACAUAGUUUUAUAUCUGGUCUACCCUAAGUGGUGUUUCCAAGUUAUAAAGUUUUAGAUUUUGUACUUUUUAGCAUUGUUUUCUUCAAGAACAAAAAAGAACAAUUUCAACUUUUUCAAUUUAUAUUUCAUUUACUGAGAUAUUAUAUUUUAAAAUUCUAGCUGUUUGUAUGUGGUUUGAUAAUUCAAUAUGUGUGUGGUUUGUAUACUCCAAUACAGAAAUCUGAACAUUUUGUUAAACUUGCUUUAUGUUCAAUGUUUGAGAAUUUACAGUGUAUUUGUCUUUAUACCACGCUGGCCAAGGGUUACGGAUGAUGUUACGAAUCCAUUUUUUUGUCGAAAAUAUUUUCACCAAUUUCUAACACCAUGUUACCCCCAGGGUAAUGGAAGAUGAGGUUAUACAUUUAUUGACUUUUUACAAGCGUUGUAAACAUCACAUUAUCUGUAGGCACAGAUAAUGUGAUAAGAUAUUACUAUUAUAAAGCAGUUUUUAGAUUUAAAUAUUUUCACCUAUAGUAAAAUUAGAACUAUUCAUGCUUUAACAAUUUUAAAAGUCUUAUCACUUUGUUUUUUUUAAAAAUGUAUCAUCAUCAAUGAAGGGAUAUUGGGUUACAAUUUUUCUUAAGGUCAGGUAAAAGAAUUUAUAGCACAUUGUACACUUAAGUUGUGUUUUUUUUUCCUCAAUGGCUGGAUUUUAAAUGAAUUUUUUUAACAUACUGACUUGUUAUAACAAAUAGAUUUGAACUAAUACAGCUCAUUUAGCAUCCGUACUGACUAUAUUUUUUUUUUGCAUUACCGACAUAUCAUUUUAUACCAGUAAGUUUUAUUGUUUAUUUUGAGUUAAAAAUAAAGAUAUUUUUCUAUGUAGAACCAAAUGUUAAUAAAUUUUAUUGGACUUAAAAAAAGAAAAUUUGUACUUUGAAUUUUAUGCUGGUAUUCUGUUUUUUUAUUUAAGUAUAUAGCAGUUAAUAAUGCUUCUAACACUGCUUUACACUUAUGAUAUGUAUAAUAUUAUACAUCUUAAAAAAACUUGCAACAAGUAAGUAUACAUUUUCCAUGGGAAAAAUUGUUUUCAGAUAACAUCAAAUUAUUGCGAUGUUUUUUUUGCAAGUGUUAACGUGGUGUAAUUGAACAAAGUUUGCUAACCUUGAGUUAUU
Physella acuta is the source of this 4917-nucleotide messenger RNA. RefSeq names its product growth hormone-regulated TBC protein 1. The record is from RefSeq and is a predicted model, not a curated record. Lineage: Eukaryota; Metazoa; Mollusca; Gastropoda; Physidae. Gene Ontology annotation, biological process: regulation of GTPase activity. Gene Ontology annotation, molecular function: GTPase activator activity; small GTPase binding.